Molecule: messenger RNA, 890 nt
Organism: Cyprinodon tularosa
Lineage: Eukaryota; Metazoa; Chordata; Actinopteri; Cyprinodontiformes; Cyprinodontidae
Gene: rgs5b
Product: regulator of G protein signaling 5b
Exons: 5
Coding region: 121-660 (179 amino acids)
Source: RefSeq, a predicted model, not a curated record
ACACAGGCGGCAGAUCAGCUGGAAGCUCGUUUACUGACAACAAAGAGGACAGCUUACUCUGGCAGGCACCCAGGAGAAAUAUUUGGGAACUAUUCAGCAGAGAGUAGAAAGCAUCUCACCAUGUGCAGAGGACUUGAAUCACUGCCUAUCACCUGCUUGGAAAGGGCAAAGGAGCUGAGAGCCUUGUUUGGAAGUUUACUGCAGAGAUCGGACCACAGCAUUACAGGACAGGCCAAGAAAAGUGACAAACUAAGAUUACAUGAAGUCAAUGAGCCUUUAAAGUGGAAGGAGUCAUUUGACAAUCUGCUGUCAAGUCAAAACGGACUGUGUCUGUUCAGAGCAUUCCUGGUGUCAGAGUUCAGCGAGGAAAACAUUGCCUUUUACUUGGCCUGCGAGGACUACAGGACGACGAAACCGUCCAAGCUUGCCGCCAAGGCAAAGAAAAUCUAUGAGGAGUUCAUCUGCUGCGAUGCACCACGAGAGGUUAACCUUGACCAUGCUACCAGAGAAAUCACCAAGGAGAACAUGAAGCGGCCCAAUCAGUCCUGUUUCGACCAGGCUCAAGACAAAAUCCACACCCUGAUGGAGAAAGACUGCUACCCUCGCUUCCUCAGAUCAUCUGUGUACCUGGAGCUGACCAGAAAAACAAAAACUGGUUAAGGGACUUCGAAAAAAGAAAAAAAAGGAAGUUUGACAAAAUUGUCUUCUCCUGAGAAAGAGGAUGCAAACUCUAGGAUGUGCUGCUGUGGCUGCAAAGGCUCAGUUGAAAGCAUGCAGAGUUUCUGGUUGACUGCUGAAGUUGAGUCUCAUCGACGGCUCCAAGGAUCAGGAUGCAAGCUGGAGGCUUUGAGAAGAAGCUCACACAGACGGAGUGUUAAAAAACUCAUGUA